Messenger RNA from Drosophila innubila, 2032 nucleotides. RefSeq names its product cytochrome P450 CYP12A2-like. Gene Ontology annotation, molecular function: monooxygenase activity; heme binding; iron ion binding. Lineage: Eukaryota; Metazoa; Arthropoda; Insecta; Diptera; Drosophilidae. The record is from RefSeq and is a predicted model, not a curated record. The transcript is spliced from 4 exons. Bases 140 to 1741 code for a protein of 533 amino acids.
GCGGCGAGUAACGCAGACGGCGACACGUGAAGCAAAGUUGGCAACGCAACCGAAAACUACCUCAAAGCAUACACACACUCUCACAUAAAUGCCAUAAACAAACGAAAGAGCGAGACGCAGCGAAAACAAACCUGUCACAAUGACUCAGCUGAAAAUAUUGGGAAGCAGUUCGGUCAUAAAUUGCUUGAAAACAACAACAGAACGAUGCAGCUCCGUAACAGUUGCGCAGAAAUUGCAGCAGCGUCGUAAUGGCUCGACAACAACAACAAAGAAGGAGGGGAAACCGCUUAAGGAGAUGCCAACUGUAGACAAGUGGAGUUUACUUUGGAAUUUCAGGCCAGGCGGUAAAUAUAACGGUGCCGAUGUGAACGAUAUCAGCAAAAGAUUGCUUGAGGACUCCGGCAGUGAUAUUACCAUGUUGGCUGGUGUUUUCGGCAAACCGCCUGUGAUUAUUACACAGAACCCAGAUGAUUUCGAGACGAUCUUACGUCACGAUGGUGUCUGGCCUUAUCGCACGGGUUUCGAGGUCCUGAACUACUUUCGCAAUGAGUAUCGUAAGGAUUAUUUUGGCAAGGAGACGGGACUGUUGACUUCGCAGAACGAGGAUUGGGGAAAUAUGCGAUCGGCUGCAAAUCCCAUUCUCAUGCAUCCCAAGAAUGCGAAGCUUUACUUGGGUUCAUUGGAUAUGAUAAACCAGCAGUUUAUAGAGAGAAUCAAGUUAAUUCGCGAUCCCCAAACGCUUGAAGUGCCUGCUGAUUUUAAGGAUGAGAUCAGCGCCUGGACACUAGAAUCGGUGGGCAUGGUUGCACUGGAUAGUCGUCUGGGUCUUAUAGACAAUACGAAUCCCAAGGGUCGCUAUUUCUUUACAUUGCUACAACGUUUCUUCGACUUGGCCGUUGAUCUGGAAAUGAAGCCCUCAUUGUGGCGUCAGUUCAAGACCAAAAAACUAAAGGAGGUUCUCCAUGUACUAGAUGAGUCAGUGCGCAUAUUGGAUGAGUACAUCCAAGAGGCCGUAGAACGCAUCGAGAACAGGAAAGGCGAUAACCCCGAUUCAGAGAAGAGUGUAGUGGAGAAACUUUUAGAUAUCAAUCACAAAUACGCUGUGAAUAUAGCCAUGGAUAUGCUCUUUGCUGGCGUCGAUACUACGACAAGCACUUUUGCAGCUAUCCUCUUAGCCCUGGCCAAGCAUCCGGAGAAGCAGGCAAGGUUACGUGCAGAGAUACGUGGCAUUCUGCCGGAGAAGGAUACGCCACUGACGGUUGAGUCCAUGAAGAAUUUGCCGUAUUUGCGGGCCUGCAUUAAGGAGACUCUCCGCUACUAUCCACUCACAUCGGCAAAUGUGCGUACCAUACGUCAGGAACUGGUGCUUAGUGGUUUCACCGUGCCCGAGGGCUCUGAGAUUGCCAUGCUGCACUUGAAUCUGUGGAGCGAUGCCAAACACUUUUCCCAGCCGGAUGAGUUCAUUCCCGAGCGCUGGCUGCGCGAUAAUCAAACGGAAUCCUCCGGUUGUCCAGCGGCCACCAAAACAAGUCAUCCAUUUGCCUAUUUGCCCUUUGGCUUUGGAUCACGCAGUUGCAUUGGACGUCGCAUUGCCGAAAUGGAGCUGGAAAUCGGUGUUGCACGUAUGCUAAGAAACUUUCAAUUGGAAUUCAAUCAUCCAGUUGAUAAACCCUUCACUGCCUAUCAAAUUUCCACGCCUCGUAUUCCGUUGCAAUUUAAAUUCACUGAUUUGAAGGAUUAAAUAUAUACAGUAUUUAUAUAUAUAUGUUUAACAUUUUUAAUUCCGGAGGCUUAUAUAGUAAAUAUACAGUAUUUUGUCUUGGAAAACUUCCCUUUCUUUUUGAAUGUAAAUAACUUUUUAUAAUGCGAGAAAGUGAGCUUUUGUUUUACAUUUGAAAUCACUUUGAAAAUGAUUGUUAAAGUAUUGUUUACAUAAUUAUUAUAAUGCAAAUUUGCAAACUGAACUAAAUGUAAUUUAUUCAAAUGCCAAGCAAAUGCGAAUGAAUAAAUUGAAACUUCCUGCACUAAUUUC